This is a messenger RNA of Cygnus atratus (black swan), 987 nucleotides long. RefSeq names its product transcription factor SOX-3-like. Lineage: Eukaryota; Metazoa; Chordata; Aves; Anseriformes; Anatidae. Gene Ontology annotation, biological process: negative regulation of transcription by RNA polymerase II; cell differentiation; anatomical structure morphogenesis. The transcript has a single exon. Bases 31 to 987 code for a protein of 318 amino acids. Gene Ontology annotation, molecular function: RNA polymerase II cis-regulatory region sequence-specific DNA binding; DNA-binding transcription factor activity, RNA polymerase II-specific. The record is from RefSeq and is a predicted model, not a curated record.
GCCCUGGCGCACCUCUUGCCGGCCCCGGCCAUGUACAGCAUGCUGGAGGCUGAGAUCAAGACGCCGCAGCCCACCCCAGGCAGCGCCGGGGGCAACCCGGCCCCGGGCAGCACAGGCAAAGGCGGCGGCGGCGGCGGGGCCAGCGGCGGAGCCGGGGCCGGCUCGGACCAGGACCGGGUGAAGCGCCCCAUGAACGCCUUCAUGGUGUGGUCGCGGGGCCAGCGGCGGAAGAUGGCCCAGGAGAACCCCAAGAUGCACAACUCGGAGAUCAGCAAGCGCCUCGGGGCCGACUGGAAGCUGCUGAGCGACGCCGAGAAGCGGCCCUUCAUCGACGAGGCCAAGCGGCUGCGGGCCGUGCACAUGAAGGAGUAUCCGGAUUACAAAUACCGGCCCCGACGGAAGACCAAGACCUUGCUGAAGAAGGACAAAUACUCGCUGCCCGGCAACCUGCUGGCCCCCGGGGGGGGCAACGCGGUGAGCAGCCCCGUCGGGGUGGGCCAGAGGAUUGACACGUACGCCCACAUGAACGGCUGGACCAACGGGGCUUACUCCCUGAUGCAAGACCAGCUGGGCUACAGCCAGCACCCGGGCAUGAACAGCCCGCAGCUGCAGCAGAUGCACCGCUACGACAUGACGGGCCUGCAGUACAGCCCCAUGAUGUCCACGGCGCAGACCUACAUGAACGCCGCCUCCACCUACAGCAUGUCCCCCGCCGCCUACGGCCAGCAGCCCUCCACGGCCAUGAGCCUGGGCUCCAUGGGCUCCGUGGUGAAAUCCGAGCCCAGCUCGCCGCCCCCGGCCAUCACCUCCCACUCGCAGAGGGCCUGCCUGGGAGACCUGCGGGAUAUGAUCAGCAUGUACCUGCCCCCGGGGGGGGACGCCACAGACCCUUCGGCCCUGCAGGGCAGCAGGUUACACAGUGUGCACCAGCACUACCAGAGCGCCGGGACUGCCGUCAAUGGCACCGUACCGCUCACCCACAUAUAG